Messenger RNA from Doryrhamphus excisus (bluestripe pipefish), 2602 nucleotides. Lineage: Eukaryota; Metazoa; Chordata; Actinopteri; Syngnathiformes; Syngnathidae. The record is from RefSeq and is a predicted model, not a curated record.
UGCCGGCUUUUCUGACAGUACAGUCAUAACUAGUAGUCAUUUGUGGAACAUUCCAAAUGUUGGUUUGAAUGGCUUAGUAGUGACACACGUUAGUACCUCCAUUUAUCCAAGUACAGCGAAUAAUGAAUCCAGCUCGCCGCUGUUCAGCUCUUAUGAGCCAAACGUGUAUAUCAUCGUUGGAGGGAACCAUCGCCAGAAGAGCAUUUUCACCCGCUGCUGUUCUACCACCGGCGGGAACAAGGUGCCAAUGUCGCGGUGUUAAGGAGAGCGGUCGACAUCUGAAGACAACUGGAUUGUCCACAACGGGAAAAGUUCUCGUUUGUCCAAUGGGCAACAACACCAGCAGGUUGUUUAGUACAUUGGCCCAGACGUUGAGCAGCACACCCUUGGACCAAAGAGAAGAGAAUCUCAACCCGGAAGACCUGGUUGAGCUCGACCCGGACCUGCUGCUCAGGGAGUGUGAGGAGGCCCUCCAGAGGCGUCCAGCCAGGCCCCACAGAGAUCUGGUAUAUCCCAAGGGAACCGCACGCUGCCACCACGCUCCCAUACGAGUAAUGCAGUGGAAUAUACUUGCGCAAGCACUGGGUGAAGGGAAGGAUGGAUUUAUUCGGUGUCCUCUGGAGGCCCUCAACUGGAAGGAAAGGAAGUAUCUGAUCCUGGAAGAGAUCCUCACCUACCGCCCUGACAUUGUUUGUCUACAGGAAGUUGACCAUUACUAUGACACUUUCCAGCCAAUCAUGGCCAGCCUCGGUUACCACGGCAGCUUCCUGGCAAAGCCUUGGUCUCCUUGUUUAGAUGUAGAACAAAACAAUGGACCUGAUGGUUGCGCAUUGUUCUACCGCCUCUCGCGUUUCUCCCUCCAGACCUCAGUUCCUUUGCGGCUGUCCGCAAUGAGGUUACCCACCAACCAGGUAGCCAUUGUGCAAAUACUGAACUGCCGGCUAACAGGUCGGCGACUUUGCGUGGCCGUCACGCAUCUGAAAGCCCGAAGUGGCUGGGAGAGGCUGAGGAGCGCACAGGGCGCCGACCUACUCCAGAGCCUACGAAGCAUAACUUCCAGGAGCGGAGGCAACCAGGAUCUGGACUCACCGGGGGACGAUCCGCUGGUGGUGUGUGGGGAUUUUAACGCAGAGCCUUCAGAAGACGUUUACCGCCGUUUCAGAUCCUCCCCUCUUGGCCUGGACUCUGCUUAUAAGCUGCUGAGUUCUGACGGACAGACGGAGCCGCCUUACACGACGUGGAAGAUCCGUCCCACUGGAGAAAGCUGCAGCACACUUGAUUACAUCUGGUAUACCCACAAGGCUUUGAGCGUGGACUGCUUGUUGGAUAUUCCUACUGAAGAGCAGAUCGGUCCAGACCGCUUGCCCUCGUUUCACUACCCCUCGGACCAUUUAUCACUGCUUUGUGACAUCAGCUUCAGGGAGGGUUAAUGUACGCUGACAACCACAGAAAGGCCAAGACCUCAAACAAGAGCCGAGUAAUUGUUGAAACAUUUUUCGACCAUGAGUAUUAAACGUCAUUUAAUGGUCGCCACAACAAGUCAAUCGCAUGUUUUUACACAGGAUGCGCAUGAAAGGCAGGAUCGUGAUUGAAUAACUACAGUGGUGUGAAAAAGUGUUUGCCCCCUUGAUUUCAUGGUCAUAAACAACUUUAAAUGUUUGUCAAAGACAACAUAGCUGAAUGCAAAAUCUUUUUUUUUAAGUGAGUUUUUAUUAUUAAGGGAUGAAAAAAAGCCCCCUAAACCCAAUAACUGAUGAGUCUCAUUCAGCCACAUCAGGUUCAGGUUGCAUCUCAAUAGGAUUCAGGUCAGGACUUUGUCUACCAUUCCAAAGUCUUCAUUUGGUUUUUUCUUCAGCCAAUCAGAGACGGACGGACUUGCCGGCGUGUUUUUAGAUGAUUGUCCUGCUGCAGAACCCAAUUUUGUUUCUGCUUGGUUCCAUUUAUCACAACAAGUCUUCCUGACCCUGAAGCACCUAAACAGCCCCAGACCAUCACACUUUUUUUUUUUACACCACUGUAUUUAAUGAAGUGAUAUAUGACAUCCUGAGUUCUUGAAAUUGGAACACAUUCAGGGGUAUUUUACAUGAAUAUUUACUCAAGAUUAUGUGAUCAUUACUGGACUGAUGGUGAUAAACCCCACAGUUGUUAAAUGAUUCAUUAUUUUUAGGAAUGAAUUUGUUGGACACUUCGGUUUCCUCCCACAUUCCAGAAACAUGCUAGGUUAAUUAGCGACUCCAAAUUGUCCAUAGGUAUGAAUGUGAGUGUGAAUGUGCCCUGUGAUUGGCUGGCCACCAGUCCAGGGUGUACCCCGCCUCUCGCCCGAAGACAGCUGGGAUAGGCUCCAGCACCCCCGGCAACCCUCGUGAGGAUAAUCGGUAGAAAAUGAAUGAAUGAAAAAUAUAUUUAUUGACAUAAUUUAUCUUCAUAAUAUUACAUUAGUUUCUUUUUUUCUUUGCAGCACUGGGUGAAGGGAAGGAUGGAUUUAUUCGGUGUCCUCUGGAGGCCCUCAACUGGAAGGAAAGGAAGUAUCUGAUCCUGGAAGAGAUCCUCACCUACCGCCCUGACAUUGUUUGUCUACAGGAAGUUGACCAUUACUAUGACA